AUGCAUUUCACCUCCCCAAUAUUCCACCUUGCUGUCUUCACCGCUUACACCAGCGCAAUGUCACUCAAUUCCCGCGGCAUGCGUGACUUAUCUUCUGACCCUAGCUACAGUCAAGACAUUUCCCGUCGUCAGAUUCCUCAAAACAACCAAGCAAAUAACAACAAUCAAUUACCACUCAGAAACAAUAACUUGAACACCCCAAAUAACGCCAACACAGCAGUAGAAAAUGAAGCAACAGAAGAUCAAAACAAACCAGCCUCAUUAAAAACAAUUGCAAAAGCUUACAAAGAAAUUUAUCAUAAAGAAAAGAAUUCAACAUCCGGACCUAAUGAACAAAGUGAACUUGUUCGAGUUCUUGGUCAAGCUGUUGCAAGUAGUUCAUCAAGUGGUGAUCCAGAAACAGUUGCAAGAGCCAUUGAAGCUGCUUAUCAAACUUACAAGAGUCAAAAUGGUGGUAAUGGUAACAAUAAUGGUGAAGUUGGGGUUCAAAGGAGUGUUAACUUGAAUGGAAAUGGCAAUCAAAACUCUCAAAACGGUCAGACCAAUUCUAAUUUCCAGAACAACGGUAAUGUUGGUAAUAACAACCUUGGGUCAGACAUCUCUCAAUCAAAUGGGCAAAAUCUCCAGAGCAAUCGAGGAAACAACGGCAAUAAUGGCAACAAUGGCAAUAACGGUAAUAACUUUGGAUUUGAUCAAUCAAACUCAAACUCUAAUGGCAACAGUCAGAAUUUUGGAAACUAG
This is a messenger RNA of Melampsora larici-populina 98AG31, 741 nucleotides long. RefSeq lists its product as uncharacterized. The record is from RefSeq and is a predicted model, not a curated record. NCBI's taxonomy places the organism in Eukaryota, Fungi, Basidiomycota, Pucciniomycetes, Pucciniales, Melampsoraceae. The coding region runs from base 1 to 741 and encodes 246 amino acids. The transcript has 2 exons.